AUGACUAGAACUAAUAAAUGGACUGUCCAUGAAGCUGCUUCUAAACCAAAAUGGUUCACCCAUAAUGGACAUUAUAACUGUGAUCCUACUAAAGUUAGAAAAAAUGGUGCUGGUAAGAAUAAUUGGGGUCAACCAGGGGAUGAAUUGAUGGAUGAUGAUGAUUUUGAAUCUUUCACUUUCUUCAAGCAAGAAAACAAAAGACGUAAUUCAAAUCAUAAUGUUAAUGAGUCCAAUUUAAAAUCAUUAAAUGACGAAAUGAAUAAUAAAUUCUAA
Molecule: messenger RNA, 273 nt
Organism: Hyphopichia burtonii NRRL Y-1933
Lineage: Eukaryota; Fungi; Ascomycota; Pichiomycetes; Serinales; Debaryomycetaceae
Gene: STF2
Product: Stf2p
Exons: 1
Coding region: 1-273 (90 amino acids)
Source: RefSeq, a predicted model, not a curated record